AUGCCUGUCUUCCAUCGGUUCUGGCCUACGCGACAGCCACAAGUAUGUGGCUUUUCUCCAUCUUUACCCCCUUCUCCGGUGGAGCCUCCGUCUAGAUGCAAUUCUCCGUCUCCGUGCAAAGCGGACCCCGCUCCACUCAAACCCUCCCCUUCCGUCUCAUCAGUAGUAUCUAUACCCCUGAGCCAUGUAUUUGCUGGCACCCAUACCACGGUUCCGUUGCCGUCUGGGAAACCUGGGUUUCCUGAACUUAAUUCGCAACUGCCAAACUCUAAACCUCCAUCCCCAUGGCGUAUACAACAGGAUGUUCCAGCGGAUAUCCCAAAGGAUGUCUCCCAGGAGAAACCUACUACUACUGCAAAGGCGCCAGUGACAUUUGAUGAGACCUCUGGAGUUGAAUUUGGUGUAUCCCUUCCCCAGUUUGCUGCCCAGUUCCGUCUUAAACAGCACCAGGAAGCCCAGAAACGCAGUCUAUUGCAACGGCUUCGCAACUCUCACAUUUCGAUUUGCCUUUCCUCUCGAUUGCUCAGGCUUGGAGCAAUCUCUCACAAAGGUUUGGUUGAAAGUUUUAAACAUGGUGAAAAGUCUAGUUUUAUUUCGAUUUACAAUACCAUCCAUGAUAUCCGUGAGGCGUGUGACCCCUCCUCCACUUCUGCCACUGCCACCUCAUUCUCUUCCUCAUCGUCACGCACCGCCAACUCAAUCCUAGGACGUGAUUCCCUCUUUAGACUCACUGGUAUUUCCACCUUCGAUUCGGAAAUCCGCCGCCCCUAUAGUUUUGUGCACCAACUCACCCCAACCUCCAGAGAGAACCUAUUGGAGAUUUUAACCCUGGUCCGCACGGAUCCCCAAUUCCUCUUUGAGCGCAUUGGUAACUUGCUCCCCGCUCAGCUCUCCUCCCUUGUCCCAGCUGUCUACUCACUUGAAGUCAGCGAUUCUGUUUUGCCUCUGACUUCCCGCGGAAGAACAGCAGCAACUCAACCUCUGUUCUCCAACAAGCGCCCUACUGCUGCUGCACAUCCCACUGCUUUCAAAGAGCAUGCUUUGGGUUUCGAGAGAACAGACCCUCUCUCCUCUUUGAUUUUUAAUUGUUUUGAUUCUGCGGGGUGCUUCGACUCCCAUGAGGCCCGGUUACGUUUGGACGUUUGGUCUUCCACCUGCGCAAAAUUGGUUUCCUAUGGUGGAAGCAGUCAUUAUUCCUUUGUUGGCCAUCUGCUUUCUGCCUGGUCAACAUCCACAGAAUGGAAGGUUAAGCCCAAAUUUGAGAUUUAUUUGAUGGAUGUUCUCCAGAAGGGCGCGUUUCUCUUGGAAUAUCCGGAGAAUCACCGCAGGCUUGCUACUAGUGGUGGUGGUGGUGGUGCUCGUGACGGUAGCGAACUCCCUGAUCCUCUGCGAACUGGUGUUGCUGAGGAAUUUUUCCACUCUGCCGUUUGCCAUCUAUUUAAGGUGCUAGAUGGCUCUGACGGAGGCUUCCCGUUUGGUGCGCUGGAGUUUGGAAAUGCCAUACUGGCCAAGCUUGGGAUGACUGAGAGCCGCACGCGUGCUUUGGAGUAUAUCUUUUUCCAGUGGUUCUUUUGUAAAUUUCUGCAUAAUGCCCUUUUAUUCCCGGAGUCCAACGGUUUGUUACUCGAUUUCCAUAUUUCAAAGGAUGCACGGGAGAGGCUGCUUGGGCAGAUUUCGCUCCGUGCGCAGUCCCAAGUAUUACGGGUGCUACAUUCCCUCCCACAAUUUUCAAUCGCCAAUGCCGGUAUUAGGAUCCAUGUUGAUAAUAUGAUCUCUCAUCUUUGCAAUCCGAUUCCCACAUCACAGGUGAACCUCAAUCCUCCCGCGGCCAGCUCAGUUAUAGAAGGAAAUCUUCCUGAACGAUUCCUUCUACUCUGUCCAACGGAUAUCAUGACUAUUUUGGAUGUCCUUUUCCCCAAGGCCCCACCGGCUUUCUUCCACUCACCUGAACCAUUCCAUCAUCAAUCAAUCCCGUCUUCUCCUACUAGUUCAUCUUCCUCACGAAACGACCGACCUAAUCGAGUAUUUGGGCCAAACCUUUUCCAAGGCAGAAUCGAUACUUUUUCUUCAACCGCCAAAACUGUGUUCACUACCGAGAUGAGUUUCCAGGAUGCCACAAGGACCUACACGGUACCAAGCAGUAACUCGGUUAGCCCAGUAUCUACUCAAAACUCCCUUGCUCGAAUCGCAGACCGCAUUCGCUAUGAGCUAUCUGAGAUUAACGAGUCGGAAGAUCGCCCCACUAUGGGCCAUCCAUCGAGCGAGGACUGGGCUUUGAUCUCUAUUUCAAACGGCGGGAACACUCUGGAGUUAAUGCCAUCUCUCGAUCAGGAACUGGAGACUAGAGAGACAUUUUUCAAUGAUGAUUCGGGGAGCCGUUCUAGACUACCCAAGGCAGAUGACGAUCAGGAGAUGUUACAGGAUGCCAUUGUCAAGCUGAUUGAUGACUUUGAAUCCCUCGAUGGCUUCUUUCCGUAUGAUCCAAUUUCUUCCCCUACAACAGGGACAACUGAACCAUCCCUUAAGCUGAUAUUUGCCCAUGCUAUGAACCACUGUCAUUCCCAUGCUGACUUUGUUGGCGCUCAUUACUGGUGGAAUGCCUCUCGACUUCUCCAGAAAUCUUACCCAAUGUUCUGGGCCACCCGAAAUCACUCUAAACUUUUGCACCCCAUGUUUUUAUCGUUGAAAAAAUCUAUCGAGAGGUCAAGUACCGUCAUUGAAAGUUGUGAAAGCAGGAUAGUGGAUCUAAAGCCGGCAAUGAGUCGACUUCGGUCUAUGACCAAGAACAUGAUGACAGGUUUAGCGAAGCUGAGAAACAAGAUGUGGUAUAUGACUGAUGUCAAAAACUCGUUGAGAUAUGAAGAGGCGAAAAGCGUCGCUCUCGCACUACAGACAAUGGCUGGACCGCAGUCGGUAUCGCCGAUUCCCGAGCCGAAACAAUCACGGUACGGAUCACGAACUCUUGGCGCAUCAUUCCUUCAGAAACCGGAGAUUCAGACUAUGAAUGCGAUGAAGGCACCGGGAAGUCAGGGUGGUCGAUCCAAAUUGUCUGACGAACAGGUUGAUAUGACGAGGAAGUGGUUGCAGCGUUCUGGGAUUGAUAACUUCUGCAAGGGUGAGGAACGGAUCCAUCGGUUUUGCUUGGAGAUUAAAACCGCAGUCGGGAAACUGGUUGGGGACACUAUGUAUGAAACACCGGUUUUGUGGUCUAGUGAGCUCUAUCAGAAGGAACGCUCUAAAUACGAUGCAUCUGGUACAAGAACUGUCACAGGGCUUGGUGCGUCGAACAUUCGACCCUCAAGCAUCACCAGUGAAGAGUCGCUGUAUCAGCCACCGUCAAGCAUGGGUGCGGGCAUGAGCUCUCGGCCGUUUGACCACCAUUUCCUCUCUUUAAACGAAGCGCCAUCGAUAGUGAGCAAAUCAUCUUUCCAAAGCCUUGCGUCGGAGAGAUGGAGAUCGGGCCGGGAUGCCGCUUGCGGUGAUACUUCUUCUAUCGGUGACUCACCUGGUAGAGCUAUAUCGACAUCCGCAAGUGACUCCACGUUCUGGUCCCCAAUGCACACACAAGCACAGUCGACAACGAGCGCCUCGAGUUUCCACUCCCAGCCCCCCUCAAUGUUUAAUGAUGUCUUGACAUCCAGACGGACCGAGCGGAAUGUUCAUGGCAAAGUUGCAUUUUUGGACGAACUUAGGCAAACCCUAACGAGUUUGUUGUUGAGUGAUCUUGGCUCUCCUGUUUGGAGCUGUGGAAGUGAAACCGAUGCUUGGUUUUCGAUUUAUUUGAACCAGCCACGUAUCCAACGACAGAUGGAGAGAAGGGCACGCCUGGAAAGAUUUUUAGAGGAAUGUGCGUCUGGCACUGAUGAGAGUGAUGGGAAGAGUUCUUCCAUCUCCCAUCGACUCAGACGAAGCAAAUCUGCAGACGCGAUUCUGCUUAGGGUUGUUAACGCGCACACGGAAACAGAUCUCCGUACACCAACCCCGACGCAGUCUUUAUAUCUGAAGGAAACGCCGGAUGACGCGUUUGAUUUUGCCUAUGAGUCUGUUUUUCGCCAGUUGAUGGACAGGUUUUCUCGACAAUCCAAUCCUUACACCAAGCUUAAAGCACUGCAGGACCUUAGGUCACUAGUGAUCUCAUCAUUGAUCUCCACAUAUGACGACCAGGCUGGAGUGGGUUUUGGUGCGUCGAACGGAACCUCAUCUGCUCAAUCAGGAUCCAACUGCUUUCAGCACAAUAGCUUGUCAGAAGGAUCGAGAUUUCAACUAUCACAGCCACCUUUUCCACAGGUCGACACCCGAAACCAAAUCCCUUACUUCCCCAUGUGGGGAUCCAUGACAUCAUCUCAUUCCUCAUUUGCAACCUACACACCCUCUGAAUCAGAAAUUAUAGUCGCAAUGCGCGACCUAAUCCAAAGCAUGCAACCAAAAACCCUCUUCCGCGACCUCCAAUUCAUCUCUGCCUUUAUCCCAUCCGAAAUUCUUAACAAAUCUGCAAGUGGGACUGCAUUCCUCCAAUUCGGCCUGGCCGCAUUCGCCUUGAAAGACGACGUGUGCAACAGCAUGGUCGAGAUCGCGGAUAGUAUUGUCUCGCAGGAACUCAGCAAGCGGCAGCAGCGGCACCAUCAUCAUAAUCACCAACACUAUCACACUGAAAUGUCCCACUUCGCUGUCAGCAACUUCGAUGCCUCCACUCCCGCUCUCGAGGACGCGAAGUGGAUGUGGAUCAAUACAGCGCGCGAAGGAAACCCAGUUGCCCAGCGAGAGCUGGCGAUCCUCUACCUGACGCACCCGGAGAUUCUUCCACGUGUAACGCUUCCACUUACAAUGCCACGCGACACGUUCAAGGCGGAAAUGAUGUAUCGGCGUGAUGGGGAUUCCAAGUCCGAUCCGCAGAGUAUGUGUCUUGCACUUCAUUGGAUGCAGUUGUCGGCUUCUGGGGGGGAUGAGUUGGCUAGAAAUAGGUUGAGAGAGAGGGAAGAGUUUGAUUUGAUUGCUUAG
Molecule: messenger RNA, 4998 nt
Organism: Paracoccidioides lutzii Pb01
Exons: 4
Coding region: 1-4998 (1665 amino acids)
Source: RefSeq, a predicted model, not a curated record